AUGUUUUAUGUAUCGCAAGUAUGGUUCAGAAGGAAAUUCGCAUUAGAAUUCUGCGCGAGCGACGGUGAUACCAGCAUUCGUGCUGUGAUAGCCAAACACAUCUCCCGUGAUGCGUGUGAAAGAAAUUUAAGAUACCGACUGCUAACCUCUAGACUUCUAUAUAUGCCUUUGCGCAUGGAAGAGACAGCAAAAGCUCUGAUUACGCGUGAAUCGGAGGUUCGUCUGUCGCAUCGCAUGAUCGUCGUGAAGUGCGGCAGUAAACCGUGGGGAAGGAGACAGGUAUAUGUGGCUGAGCUUCAUCGUACGAGAAGGGUUGAUAAGGUCGGUGUGGCCAUUGAUCAUGGGUAUCGACGCUCACCCGAAAUUUCUGUUCGUUUCCCGCGGUGA
Leptosia nina is the source of this 387-nucleotide messenger RNA. The record is from the annotation of a GenBank genome assembly. Lineage: Eukaryota; Metazoa; Arthropoda; Insecta; Lepidoptera; Pieridae.